AUGUCAAGAUGAAAUUUUCUAAUCUGUGGAAACGCCCCUCGUCGUGUCAAACGUUCAGGGCAAGGAAUAAUUAGUUUAUACAUCAAAUUUCGGUGCUUCUGAUACAUCAAUUAGGUUAAUAAGCAUCAAAAUGACCGACUCGAAGUAUUUUACCACCACGAAAAAGGGGGAGAUAUUCGAAUUAAAGUCGGAACUCAACAGCGAUAAAAAGGAGAAAAAGAAGGAGGCUGUCAAAAAGGUCAUUGCGUCCAUGACAGUCGGUAAAGAUGUCUCUGCGCUGUUCCCUGACGUCGUCAACUGCAUGCAAACAGAUAAUCUGGAGCUAAAAAAGUUGGUCUACUUGUAUCUCAUGAACUACGCCAAGUCACAGCCAGAUAUGGCCAUCAUGGCAGUUAACACCUUCGUCAAGGAUUGCGAAGACUCCAACCCGCUCAUAAGAGCUCUGGCUGUACGGACCAUGGGUUGCAUCCGAGUGGACAAAAUCACGGAGUAUCUGUGCGAACCGCUGCGGAAGUGCUUGAAAGAUGAAGACCCGUAUGUAAGGAAGACAGCAGCCGUGUGCGUUGCUAAACUGUACGACAUAUCAUCAAGCAUGGUGGAAGAUCAGGGCUUCCUGGACCAGCUAAAGGACCUGCUGAGUGACUCCAACCCCAUGGUGGUGGCCAACGCCGUCGCCGCUCUCUCCGAGAUCAACGAGGCCAGCGUCUCUGGACAUCCACUAGUCGAGAUGAACGCGCCAACUAUCAACAAGUUGCUCACGGCGCUGAACGAGUGCACCGAGUGGGGCCAAGUGUUCAUCCUGGACGCGCUCAGCAACUACUCGCCGCGCGACUCGCGCGAGGCGCACUCCAUCUGCGAGCGCAUCACUCCGCGCCUCGCGCACGCCAACGCGGCCGUUGUGCUGUCCGCCGUCAAGGUCCUGAUGAAGUUGAUGGAGAUGGUAUCGGAGGACACGGAGCUGGUGAGCACACUGUCCCGCAAGCUGGCGCCGCCGCUCGUCACGCUGCUGUCGGCGGAGCCCGAGGUGCAGUACGUGGCGCUCCGCAACAUCAACCUCGUCGUGCAGAAGCGGCCCGACAUACUCAAACACGAAAUGAAGGUGUUCUUCGUGAAAUAUAACGACCCGAUCUACGUGAAGCUGGAAAAGCUGGACAUCAUGAUCCGGCUCGCGUCGCAGGCGAACAUCGCGCAAGUGCUGGGCGAGCUGAAGGAGUACGCCACCGAGGUGGACGUGGACUUCGUACGCAAGGCCGUGCGCGCCAUCGGCCGCUGCGCCAUCAAGGUGGAACCGUCAGCCGAGCGCUGCGUGUCGACCCUGCUGGAGCUGAUCCAGACGAAGGUGAACUACGUGGUGCAGGAGGCCGUGGUGGUGAUCAAGGACAUCUUCCGCAAGUACCCCAACAAGUACGAGAGCAUCAUCUCCACGCUCUGCGAGAACCUCGACACGCUGGACGAGCCUGAAGCCAGGGCUUCCAUGGUUUGGAUCGUGGGAGAGUACGCGGAGCGCAUCGACAACGCCGACGAGCUGCUCGACUCCUUCCUAGAGGGCUUCCACGACGAGAACGCGCAGGUCCAACUGCAACUGCUGACGGCGGUGGUGAAACUGUUCCUGAAGCGGCCAGCAGACACACAAGAGUUGGUGCAGCAUGUGCUCAGCCUUGCCACGCAGGACUCCGACAACCCCGACUUGAGGGACCGCGGCUUCAUCUACUGGCGCCUGCUCUCCACGGACCCCGCGGCCGCCAAAGAAGUAGUGCUUGCAGACAAACCCCUCAUCUCCGAGGAGACAGAUCUCCUGGAGCCGACGCUGCUGGAUGAGCUCAUCUGCCACAUCAGCUCGCUCGCGUCUGUGUACCACAAGCCACCUACGGCAUUUGUUGAGGGUCGCGGCGCGGGCGUGCGCAAGUCGCUGCCGGCGCGCGGCGCGGCCGAGCCGGCCGAGGCGCACGCGCCGCAGGCCACCGUCAUCCCCAACCAGGAGUCGCUGAUCGGCGACCUGCUGUCCAUGGACAUCGGCGCGCCGCCCGCGCCCGCCGCGCCGGCCUCCAGCCUGGACCUGCUGGCCGGCGGCCUGGACGUUCUAUUGGGCGGUGGUCCGGAGCCGGCGGCGGUGGGGGGUGUGGGAGGGGUGGGGGUGGGGGGCAGCACGGGGCUGCUGGGCGACAUCUUCGGCGCCGCCGCGCCCGCCUCCUACGUGCCGCCCAAGACCUGCUGGCUGCCCGCCGACAAGGGGAAAGGUCUGGAGAUCUGGGGCACGUUCAGCCGACAGGGCGGGCAGCCGCGCCUGGAGAUGACCUUCACCAACAAGGCCAUGCAGGCCAUGAGCGGGUUCGCCAUACAGCUCAACAAGAACAGUUUCGGCGUGUUCCCGGCGGGCAGCCUGGCCGUGGGCGCGCUGGCGGCCGGCGCCAGCGCCGAGGCGCCGCUCCCCCUCGCCACCACCGGCCCCGUGCAGCGCAUGGAGCCGCUCAACAACCUGCAGGUGGCGAUAAAGAACAACGUGGACGUGUUCUACUUCGCGUGCCUGAUGCCGGCGCACAUCCUCUUCACCGAGGACGGCCAGCUCGACAAGCGGGUCUUCCUCACCACCUGGAAGGAGAUCCCCGCCGCCAACGAGCUCCAGCAUUCCCUCUCCGGCGUCGUCGGCACCGCCGACUCCAUCGCGCACAAGAUGACCCUCAACAACGUCUUCACCAUCGCCAAACGCAACGUGGAAGGACAGGACAUGCUCUACCAAUCACUCAAACUGACUAACAACAUCUGGGUUUUACUUGAACUGAAAUUACAACCAGGGAACCCGGAAGCGACGCUCAGCUUGAAGUCGCGGACUGUCGAAGUGGCAUCUUGCAUAUUCCAAGCGUACGAAGCUAUCAUCAAAUCGUAAUCUCGUUCCAUGUUAAGACGUGUUAGGGCAUUUUCACUUAAAGGUGUACCAUUUAGUUUCUUUCGAUUAUCGCAACUUUUGGGUUAUUUCUACUCAGAAUAGAUUUGUCCCGAAAAAAAUGACAGUUUCGUAACGCAUUUUCACAUACUUUUUGUAUGGACCGUUACAAAACUGACACCCAAAAUUUGUAUGAAAAACUGGGGACACUUUACUCGUGAUUCUGAGUCUAAAUAACCCAAAAAUUGAUGGUUUAAAAAAAAGUAAAUGGUACCAUUUUUCCUGAAAACCCCUAUUAUUAUAGUAUUCUUAAGUUAUAGACUUUAUACGAUUGUAAAUUCCAUUAGUGUAUGAAUGUUUAUUAGAUUCUAGCUUUUUGAACGAGUUUCGCCUAAUAGUGUAUUCGGGAGAAUAUUACGAAGAGAAAAGUUAGAAACUUUAUUAGAUUAUAUGAAAUGAUAUGCGAGUAUAUCGGGGCGAGUGGGAUGGAAGACUCCGGGAGAAUUAUGCCGUGUAAUGGCUAUAAAUAAAUAAUUAUGUUAA
Messenger RNA from Cydia fagiglandana, 3424 nucleotides. RefSeq names its product AP-1 complex subunit beta-1 (gene AP-1-2beta). Gene Ontology annotation, biological process: intracellular protein transport; vesicle-mediated transport. Gene Ontology annotation, cellular component: membrane coat; clathrin adaptor complex. The coding region runs from base 131 to 2884 and encodes 917 amino acids. Lineage: Eukaryota; Metazoa; Arthropoda; Insecta; Lepidoptera; Tortricidae. The transcript is spliced from 18 exons. The record is from RefSeq and is a predicted model, not a curated record. Gene Ontology annotation, molecular function: clathrin binding.